Salvia miltiorrhiza (redroot sage) is the source of this 1228-nucleotide messenger RNA. RefSeq lists its product as uncharacterized. The record is from RefSeq and is a predicted model, not a curated record. The coding region runs from base 70 to 1107 and encodes 345 amino acids. The transcript has 2 exons. Lineage: Eukaryota; Viridiplantae; Streptophyta; Magnoliopsida; Lamiales; Lamiaceae.
CAAGGCGCGUGUAGGCGGGAGAAGCUCUAUAAAAAUAUAAACGAUUGCCCCUCACAUUCACUACACAAAAUGGCAUCAUCAUCAGCCCACCAUCCAUUCGCCGCCACCGCCGCGCCGCCGCCCACCCCCUCUUUCGACUCCAAUCUCUCCUCCGCUUCCACCUCUUCCGAUUUCCUCUCAAAUCUCCUCCACCGCCUCCCCCCUACCCUUUCCCUCAGCCAUCGCUCCUCCCCACUCUCCUCUUCCUCCACCGCCACCGCCACCCCUCCCGUCGUUUCUCUCUCCGAUCCGACCCCCUCUCUCCUCUCCGCCUCCACCGAACACGGCUUCUUCCACCUCACCCACCACCCCAUUCCCUCCGACCUCCCCCUCUCAGCCGAAUCCACCGCCCUCUCUCUCUUCGCCCUCCCUCACCACCAAAAGCAGCUCCUCUUCCCCACCAACUGGCCGCUCGGCCAUGAAAUAGACGACGACGGCGACGGCGAGUCGUUCUGCCUCGACUCGUCGUUCCCCGCCGAGUCAACCGGCGAGUUGAAUUUCGAUUGUUUGCGCGAGUUCACCACUGAAAUGGAGAAGCUUGGAUUGAAGGUUCUGGAAGAGUUGGCAUCUGCUGUCGGGUUCGAUAACCCGGCCCGGAAUGAACUCUGCUCCCUUCUCUGGAUAUCCGAUGGGGCGGGUAAACCGGGUCGGGUGUACCCGUAUGCUGUGGGUUUGCAUUACCAAAUUAGGUGCCGGAAGCAGACCCUGUUGAUGGAUUCGGGUCGGGUCACUGUAUCGGGGCUGGCGGAUUCUGUAUUAGUCACUCUUGGAGACAUUGCUCAGGUUUGGAGCAAUGGAAGGGUAAAGAAAGUGAGAGGAAGGCCUUUCCCAAGUUCUUGUAAUGAGAAACCAAAUUGUCAAUGCAUAACGAUGUCUUUGCUUAUCACCCUUCCUGGGGAGAGCACCGUCUGCCCCCUCCUUCGCAACUUGAUCGACGAUGAGGACAACGACGACAAUGGGGAAGGCGAGAAGAGAUUGUUCAACUCGUUUAGUUUGGAAGAUUAUGCAUGGAGAGUUUAUCACCAACCUCUCCUCCUCAAAGACCCCCUUCUUAGAUAUUGCGCUUGAUCAUCAUCAUCAUCAUCAUCAUCAUCAUGUGUUUUUGGUCACGUACUUUAUUUUUUUAAUUGAUGGAGAUUCGUAAUCAUUACUAUUGAUGUGUAUUUGAUAAAAUCACAUUCUUGUGCAA